GCGAUUUCACUGAUUCGCCGUUCUAUCGGUUUCGAUUGCGGCUUGUUUUCGUGUAAUAUAUAUACGUUUUUGUAUAUAUUUAUAAUUGAAAAAUAUAUAUUCAAAAAGUGCCUCAGAGAAAAUGGAAAGUAUCGUUUUCAUUUAAAACAUCUAUCCAUGUACAGGAAAAAUCGUUCUCCAGACUGAUCAGCCAUUAUUUAAGAAAUAAACAAUAUACUUAAUACAAUUUGUUAUCCACGUAUUUUAAUGAUCUGAAACUAAUUAAAAACAAUAGAUAGCAAAUCAUUUUGUUUUUACAAUUUAUAUUUUGUGUUACCUUACUGUUAUUAGGUAAACAUAUUUUUUUUUAUUGUUGAAAACUGUUAACUACCUAGAAUUAUUUUAUCCGUAUUUAUCUAUGAUUUUAAUUAAGAUUAAUUGAUCAGAAUGAGGAUUAGAAGGUUAUCAGCAUUCUUUUGGGCAACUUGUAUAAUUGCAUUUAUAUUUAUACUAUAUGUGGUGACUGACCUGAGUCUUAAAUUACCCAGCAUAAAACCUGCAGUCCAAGAAUUUGAUGAGAGUAAAUGGUCAGUAUUUGAAUCUAAGUUGCGUCAUAUAGAAAAUGAGUUGACACAACAUGAUGUUGUGGUCGGAGAAAUAAAGCAGGUAGUGGAUCAGAUUGCUGAACAUUCACAAGGGCACCAUCCACCACAGAGACGGCCAAAAGAUGAGAAGAAAUCAAAUAAGUUGAGAGAGUUUAAAGCAUUAGAUGAUAGUCAUAUAGGGCUACAUGUGAAAUUUAAUGAAUCCUCAUGUCCUAUACAAUCUGUACCAAAGGCUGAGGUGCAGAUGUUAUCAAUGUAUGAGAGGAUGUUGUUUGAUGACAAAGAUGGAGGUGUAUGGAAACAAGGAUGGAAUAUAGAAUACAAGGAAGAUCAGUGGAACCAUAAGAAUAAACUGAAAGUAUUUAUUGUACCACAUUCACAUAAUGAUCCGGGAUGGAUCAAGACAUUUGAGAAUUAUUACAAAUCACAGACAAAGGCAAUAUUCCACAACAUGGUGGAGAAAUUGUCAGAAGGCAUUGGCAGGAAGUUUAUUUGGGCUGAAAUUAGUUUCCUAUCAUUAUGGUGGAACUCUGAUGCGUCGGAUAAUGACAAAGUUAUUUUUAAGAACUUACUUAAGUCUGGAAAGCUAGAAAUUGUUACUGGUGGAUGGGUAAUGAAUGAUGAAUCUAGUUCACACUGGUUGUCUAUUAUACAACAGCUGACAACUGGCCACCAGUGGUUGUUUGAUAAUUUGGGGUACAUCCCUAAAAAUGCAUGGUCCAUUGACCCCUUUGGUUACUCUAGUUCACAACCAUAUCUUCUAAAGUUAGCUGGUUUGGAGAAUAGUGUUAUACAACGAGUACACUAUAGAGUUAAGAAGGAACUAGCCUUAAACAGGCAGCUGGAGUUUAAAUGGAGACAGUUAUGGGAUGGUGUUGGAAAGACUGAAAUGUUCACACAUUUGAUGCCAUUCUAUUCAUAUGAUGUACCACAUUCAUGUGGUCCUGAUCCAAAGAUUUGCUGUCAGUUUGACUUCAAACGAUUGCCUGGUAAUGGCGUCACAUGUCCUUGGGGGAUCGCUCCAAGGAAAAUAAUACAGAAAAAUGUAGAAGAAAGGGCGCAUUUAAUCCUGGACCAAUGGCGUAAGAAGGCGCAACUGUACCGAAGUAAUGUUGUUAUGUUCCCACUUGGAGAUGAUUUCCGUUACGACCGCGCUAACGAAUGGGACAAUCAGUAUGGCAAUUACGAAAUGCUCAUUGAUUAUAUAAAUAAUAACGACGCUUGGAACGCGGAGGUACAGUUUGGCACUUUGGAAGAUUAUUUCAAAGCCCUGCAUGCUGAGACCAAAUUGUCCGACUUUCCGGUGUUGUCUGGAGACUUCUUUACAUAUGCAGACAGAAGCCAGCAUUACUGGAGUGGAUAUUACACAUCGAGGCCAUUCUAUAAGAAUAUGGACAGGAUACUUUUAGCUUAUGUGAGAGCAGCUGAAAUAAUAACAGCCCAAGCGACAUCUACACACUCGGUGACGUAUAUAAUGUCGCUGCAGUUGCGUGACCGCGUGGAGCAAGCGCGCCGUAUGCUGGCAUUAUUCCAGCAUCACGAUGGUAUCACAGGCACUUCUAGAGACGAGGUUCGCGAAGACUACGCCAAAAAAAUGCUAACAGCAAUCAAAUACAGCCAGUCGGCGAUACAGCAAGCUGCUUAUUACUUGCUCAAACAACCCCCACUUAUCGAGCAAACACAAGAGGACAUAUAUUUCGACGUGGACGACAUCUGGCGGCGGCAUGACGAAAUACCUGGCAGGAUCACAAUAGCCUUGGAUAUUGUGUUACCAUCUAAAAGGCUGGUUUUGUAUAAUUCCCUGAGUUUUAAGAGGCAUGAGGUGUUGACUGUUCUAGUAUCUUCGCCUCAUGUUGAGGUGUUCGAUCCAGAAGGCAACCCGAUAAUGGCACAGGUGGCCCCAGUGGUAGCUGGUGAAAAGAGAUUAGGUUUCGCCGCUAACAAGUUCCUGUUGUCCUUCCCGGUCACUGUGGAUGCAUUGUCUCUAACUAUGUACACGGUGUCAUUGCGUGAUAAUAUGAGUAUUAACAAGUACACGUCAUACACUCGUGUGCGUGUGUACAAUGCGGAUUAUUGGAACAUCGAGCUACCCAAGAUGUUCCCGGUGGAGCAGCCCCCCGCUCGGCUUACUGAGGACGUCACAGUGCAGGCGGGCAACGGGACACGCGUGGUCGCCAACAUGAACGGAUUACUCAAAGCAAUUGUGUCUUCGAAUGGGGGCACCACACCGGUCCACAUGGACUAUGUGCAGUACGAUACUCAAAAAGGACACGACAACAACAGCGGCGCGUACUUGUUCAUACCACUCGGGCCAGCGCAGCCGUUCAAGUCGGACGCGUUUCCGGAGAUUGUCAUUACUGAGGGUAUUUACAAGUCGACACUAUAUUCUUCCCUCAACGGGCCCAGAGCCGCCGAGAUCGUGUUGGCUAUUUCUGUAUACGACAACCCGUCACUGCCGCAAGCUGAAGUGGAGAUAAGCAACACGCUGCUCAUCGAUCCAGUAGUCGACGAUAUAGAGCUCGCCAUGCGUUUCUCAACCGAGAUCAAGAAUGGUGAUGUUUUUUAUACGGAUCUAAAUGGCAUGCAGAUGACAAAACGUAGGUAUUUCGAGAAGUUGCCGCUUCAAGCCAAUUUUUACCCGCUACCAGCGGCGGCGUACAUCGAAGAUGAGUCGACCCGGUUUACAUUGCUCACCUCUACGCCGCUGGGAAUGGCCGCGUUGCAACCAGGGCAGAUUGAGGUGAUGCAAGACAGAAGACUGAGCCGGGAUGACAACCGGGGAAUGAACCAGGGCGUGCUGGAUAACGUCCGGACGCGACAUACAUUCCGCGCCAUCGUGGAACACGCCGCCGCGCCCUGCCCUACGCGACCGGCGGGCGCAGUAGGCGGGCAGCUGUCGACGGGCGCGCACGUGUCGCAGCAGCUGCACCUGCAUCCGCUGGUCGUGAUGCAGUACGCGGCGCGGGAGGACGCCGCCCGGCCCGCGUACUCGCGCUCCGCCUCCGCGCCCGUCGACGUCGUACUGGCCUCGUAUAGGCCUUAUGUCUCCACUAAGAGCAAAAACGGCAAUGCAAUGCAUGGUCUAGGCAUGACCUUCCAACGUGUCUAUUUAGACAAUUGUUACGGGAACAAGGAUAUAAGCAAAUGGUACCCUGUUGGUGAUGGACAGGUACAAUUGCCCGAAUUAGUGGAAGUACGUGCAGAAGAAGUAUUUGAGAGUACACUCACAUUUGUGCAUGUAGGGAAGGCUGUACCAGAUGGUGCCCUCACGUUGUGCCCCAUGGAGAUACGAUCUGUAUUCAUCAAUCAAACAAUGAAGCAUGGUUAAGUAUCAGGUACAUUAUAUUCGAAACCGUUAGUGAGAUAAUCAUUGCUGAUAUGGGGUGUGACAGAAAUGAGAAAACAGGCGCUUUGUAAUUUACUCUACGAUAUUUCAUACAAUAAUUAUGUUUUCCAUAUAUAAAAUGUUUGUAUUUACGACAAAACUAUCUGUUUUACUAACUCAUAGAAAUAUAGGUAUUUCUAUGAAUUAGUAAGUACAAGCUCUGCUUAGUUUGGGAAUAGAUGGCGCUGUUGUAUGUACAGUGUUAAUUAUUUAUAAACUAACGCCCCCGACUACGCACGGAUGCAGUUAUCUACAUAUAUGAUUAUAAACUUUCCAUAAAAAUGUCUAAGUGACAGUGUAAAUCUGUACAAUAAUUCGUCGCAUACUCUAGAAAUGAGCGGAAAAAAGACUUUAUUUUAUGCUAUUUUAAGAUUAUUGUAUGUAUAAUAUCGUGACGGUAAAAUCCUAUGUUAUUAUUUUAUAUUACGGUAAAUUAUAUAAGCGUCUAAUGACUUGUUUUGGGUUCCGUACUUAAAGCGCUGAUACACGAGACAAGAGGACACAAUGAAUAUAAUACGGUCUUAAAUAUUUAUUUAUAUUAUAAAAUCAAAAAUUUUGGCAAAUUUUAAUAGGGCGAAAAUAAAUGCUCAAUUAAUUGGGACAAUUAUAAUGCGGGAUUUUUUUACUUAUAUUAACGUGAGUCGUAAAUACGACAUAUAAAUAUAUGCAUUUAUUAAACAAAAAAUGGCUUAUAUUUGUUGCUACUAUAUUUUGAAUCAAUGAAGUAUUUUUCUUUUGUCUUGACGUCAUAACAAUAAUGAGCAAUGGUGCCUUUUUUUGGUAGAAAAUACUUAAAUAUGUAAAUUCUAUUAAUUAUUGUGGUUGUAUUAUAAUUUUUUUAUUGUAAAUCUUCUUGUAAAAAAAAUAGACUUCAGUUAAAAAAAUACGAGAACACAUAAAAAUAUUAUGAAAAAAAACCACGAAAACGAAAUAUACUAAUUUUCGUCUAAAUAAGAGCACUACCUUUGCGACAUGUCACGACUUUUAAAGGGACAAUGCUAUUAUUUCUAAUUUCACUUGCUUUAGUAUGUAAAUCUUUUCAUUCAAAUUUGCAACGCUGUUUUAUUGUAUCAUUUAGCUGGUCUGAUGAUGAACUUGUAAGCUACGCAUGAUAAACCCGUCAUGUUUAGACUAGUUUUAUUUAUUAUGACAAAAAGUAGCCCAGUGUAGUGCCUAGAGAGUUCGAUGAUGAAGAUUGAAAGCAAUAAGUUUGUUCUAACAAGACUUGUUUAAUGUAUAAUGAUUGAACGGUGCCACCCAUCUUUAUUAAUGGUAUAUCGUGGGGGGAUUGUGUACUAUCACAAUGGUUAUCCAUGCUUGUGUAAAAGUACAUGGCUCUGUUAAAUAUUUAUAAUAGUGGUGUAACGAAUAUUUGCAUUCGAAAUUCCAGAAUGUUCGCAUCUUUUUUUAUCGCAUUCGCAAAAGAUAAUACGAAUGCAUUUCGCAGUUAAAAAAGACUACUUAAACUCAAAACCAAUUAACGAGAAAACUAUCGCCAGAGGGAGAUUUUGUACAAAAGUCGAUUGCUUGGGUACCUCUGUCCCAUUCGUGUUUCAACCUUGAAACAGCUGUGUUUGCAUGGCUGUGUUUCGAUUUGAACUGAAUUUAAUGGGUACAGAGGAAUAACACCUGAGUCCUCAGGAAUGACAACGCAUGGGGGGUGUCAUGGGCGAAACAGUAUACUCUGUUAUGUCCACGGUACUGCUCAUGUCUAUAGGCGACGGUUACCACUUUCCAUCAGGUGGGCCGUCAGCUUGUUUGCCAUUCUAAGUUCUAUAAAAAAAAGCUGACUUUAGUCAGUAAGCAAUCAUGGGUUUACUUCGUAUAGUAUCGGCUACUCUUAGUUUCAAUACUUUCAACAUGGCCGGUCGUGAACGCACGAUUUAAAUGUGAGGUAGUCUAUAUUUCCUUCUAGCACUAUAUUUAAAAAGCAUAUAUUUGCAUUCGCGAAUGUUGAACUUAAAUGUUUGCAUUCACAUUGCAAAUGCGGGCCAAUAGAAUGUUCAUUACAUCACUGUUGGUGGCAUUCACAUGUUACAUAAGGUAACUACAUACGAAUAACGCUUCACUCGUGUGGGACUCUUUUUUCCCCGUUUUCGUGGAGUUUACCUUUCCUGGUGAAUCACAUCACAUGAGACACAUCUAUGGUAUAUUUAUGUUAUUAGAUUUUAUACUUAUCUAAGUUAAAUUUGUUAAGGGGCCACUUCCCAUGAUAUAUAAUCGCACAAAUAAUGGGGAAAAAAAUCUUAAUUUUUAUUUUAUUUUAAAAUUUCGUUAUUACCAAAAAGAAUGGCUAAUUUUUUUAAUCAUAUAUGUAGGUACGUAACUUUAUCGUUAAGUUUGUUUACUAUUUUUUAUAUAAUACUUAAGUAUAAUGUGAUUAACAAAUGUUGUAAUGAGACAUUGUGUCAGAAUUCAUAUCAUAAACACGUUAUAUUAAGUUCCUAAGUUAAAAAAAUUGUUUUAUAAUUUUUUCAUUUGGAAUAACAAAGAAUGUAAUUGCAUUUAUUUCAAAUAUUAUUUUAUUAGUUCUAAUAAUCUGAGAUAUUGUUUUAUUAGUAAGAAUAUUAAAAUAAUGAAUAAUAUGAAAUUUGUAAAACCUAAUGUUCCUAAAAUAAAAAUUAUAAUAAGUCUUUCCAAUCACUAGAGUAUAUUAACACCUCUGCAAUUCCUCUGGUGUUGCGGGUGCUCAUGGGCGGUGAUAGCCAUUUAUGAUGGCAAGUCACAAACGUCAGGCGAGCCGCAUGCUCGUUUGCUACCUGUGCUAUGAGAAAAGACUUACAAAAAUAUAUCAUAAUAAUGACUUAAAUACAUUAUGAUAAUAAUAAAGAAAAGACUAGGCAAUUAAAAGGCUUAUUUAUUUAUACAAAGAAGUCACAGCAUAUAAUGUGGCGUAACAAUGGAUAGAUAACAAUCUUCUACCUUGUUUUUACCAGUCCAUGGUGAGAUAUGGCUUCGAAACAGGCACGGAUGCAGAAUGGAUACAUUUUUGUUCGAGUUCAAAAUAUAAGUCGUAAUAUUAUAUUUCUGUAUAAAAAAAUCUUUAACUAAGACUUACUA
Messenger RNA from Galleria mellonella (greater wax moth), 7029 nucleotides. RefSeq names its product alpha-mannosidase 2 (gene alpha-Man-IIa). Gene Ontology annotation, biological process: N-glycan processing; mannose metabolic process; protein deglycosylation. Lineage: Eukaryota; Metazoa; Arthropoda; Insecta; Lepidoptera; Pyralidae. The transcript is spliced from 20 exons. Gene Ontology annotation, molecular function: carbohydrate binding; alpha-mannosidase activity. Gene Ontology annotation, cellular component: Golgi membrane. Bases 427 to 3912 code for a protein of 1161 amino acids. The record is from RefSeq and is a predicted model, not a curated record.